This is a messenger RNA of Bipolaris zeicola 26-R-13, 3345 nucleotides long. RefSeq lists its product as uncharacterized. The record is from RefSeq and is a predicted model, not a curated record. Gene Ontology annotation, cellular component: intracellular membrane-bounded organelle. Gene Ontology annotation, molecular function: phosphatidylinositol-3,5-bisphosphate 5-phosphatase activity. The transcript has a single exon. Lineage: Eukaryota; Fungi; Ascomycota; Dothideomycetes; Pleosporales; Pleosporaceae. Gene Ontology annotation, biological process: phosphatidylinositol dephosphorylation. Bases 1 to 3345 code for a protein of 1114 amino acids.
AUGGAGAGAUCCAAGUCAAGGCUAGACUCCCCGGAAAGGGCAAGUUCAAUAACCUCCAGAGCAACCACGUCACACGAAAGCAUCAGUCAGGACAAGCUAGAUGACAUCGAGAAAGCUCCAACUGCAGUUGGAAGCCCGCAGACCUUGCCCCUUGAACAUGACCACAACUUCAAGCCGGAAGCUGACCUGGAAAAGUUACCCGGUCAUGGCAAGCCCCGAAGAGAGUCUGCAUCUACAAAGUUCGGCGGUGAAGAGGAGAACCCGAACGUGAACGUAGCAUUCCAAGGACCAGCGACACCAUCCACAGUACACAAGGCCAAGGGUGCGACCUACCAAAAUGUGGGAGAAAGUGGCAUCAAGAGGAUGCACAAAUUUUCUCUCUACGAAACCAGUUCUCGCUUCUACCUCAUCGGUGCCGAUAUCACAGACAGGCAAUUUCGCGUGUUAAAAAUCGAUCGAACAGCUGCGCCGGGACACUUGAAUAUCUUCGAAGAUGAUAUAGUGUAUAGUCGGCGAGAGAUGCACCAGCUCCUGGACACAAUAGCAGAUGGCAACAAAGCCACGGGAGGCAUGAAGUUAAAAUGCAGUACGUGGGGGUUGCUGGGAUUCAUCCGCUUUACUGAGGCCUACUACAUGCUCUUGAUAUCUAAGAGAUCUCAAGUAGCUAUGCUAGGUGGCCACUACAUCUAUCAGAUCGACGGUACAGAGAUGAUUCCUCUGACGACGGGGUCAACGUCGAAAUAUCAAAAGGACAGGAAUCCAGAAGAGGCGAGGUUCUUGUCGAUUCUCAACAACAUGGACCUUACGCGAUCGUUUUAUUUUUCGUAUUCCUACAAUGUGACAAGGAGUUUGCAGCAAAAUAUCAUCCAACAACGCACUGCAUUAAGUCAAGGCAUCUCAAACCCGGAUCGCGACUAUCAGGAUAUGUUCGUUUGGAAUCACCAUCUUCUUAACCCUGCACGCGAUGCUCUGAAGAACAUGUACGAUUGGUGCCAUCCGAUUAUACACGGUUAUGUCGAUCAGUCUUCUCUCGAUGUGUUUGGCCGACGGGUAUAUCUUACCAUUAUUGCGAGACGAUCGAGGUUCUUCGCCGGUGCUCGAUUUCUGAAGCGCGGAACGAACGAUUUAGGUUACGUCGCAAAUGAUGUUGAGACUGAGCAGAUUGUGUCUGAACAAACAACAACGUCCUUCCAUGCACCCGGACCAAGGCUUUAUGCCAAUCCCAGCUACACAUCCUAUGUUCAACAUCGAGGUAGUAUACCACUAUAUUGGACCCAAGACAAUACUGGUGUCACACCCAAGCCUGACAUUGAUCUUAAUCUUGUGGAUCCCUUCUACAGCGCUGCAGCAUUGCAUUUCGACAACCUUUUCGAACGAUAUGGAGCUCCUAUCUAUGUUCUCAAUCUAAUCAAGGCUCGAGAACGAACGCCGAGAGAGUCCAAAUUGCUUCAUGAAUACAAGCACGCUGUUGACUAUCUGAACCAGUCUCUACCCAAGGACAAGAAGAUACUGUAUGAGGCAUUCGACAUGUCUAGAGCAGCGAAAACAAGAGGACAGGACGUCAUAGGCACCCUAGAGAACCUUGCUGAGAAGGUGAUGCGUAAAACGGGGUUCUUCCGGAAUGGCGACAGUGAGUUCGAUGAACCACAGGUGCAGAACGGUGUCGCUCGAACGAACUGUAUUGACUGUUUGGAUCGAACAAAUGCAGCGCAGUUCGUCAUCGGAAAGCGAGCCCUCGGUCGUCAGCUACAGGCGUUGGGUCUCAUUUCUGGAAACACUGUAGAGUACGAUUCCGAUUGCGUCGAGCUAUUUACGCAAAUGUUCCAUGGCCACGGCGACACAAUCGCAAUUCAAUAUGGGGGAUCACAUCUCGUUAAUACAAUGGCUACGUACCGAAAAAUCAACCAAUGGCAAAGCAGCUCGCGCGACAUGGUGGAAAGCUUCAAGCGAUACUAUCACAAUUCCUUUCUUGACUCGCAGCGACAAGAAGCUUAUAAUUUGUUCCUCGGAUAUUACACAUACUCGCAUGGUCAGCCAAUGCUUUGGGAUCUUUCGACUGAUUAUUACCUUCACCACCAAAGCCCGCAAACCGUGUUGGAUCGAAACCGGCGAGAUUAUAUCAACUGGUAUACUCUUUCUCAUCUUCAACAGCGUGCACUGCCACCCUCGAUCAUGCCUGCAAGGCCGACAGAAGAGACUGCUUUUGACUUUAUCAGCUUCCGCGACGACUAUUGGCUGGAAUACUACCGGCCAUUAGCCAUAUCUUCUUACCUCAAAAUAUUUGCUUUUCGGCUUGCUAAGCCACGGCCUGGACGGGAUGGGACUUAUCCAUCUCGAAAGGAAAACAUGUCUCCAUUUGUUCCUCGAAAGAAGCAGCAAGAGCUUGACGCGGGAGGAAGAGACGAAAAGAAAAUGCCCCGGAAGGGGGUCACUAUUAUUGACCCAUCAAGUGAGACUGAGUCCAGACCCGAUCGCUUCCCUGCGCCUCGUGGGAGAAACUUACAUAAUAAUGUACCCCAUCCAGACCAGCGGGCCCGACAAUCUAUUCUUCGAGACCCUCACUUUGAGACACAUAUGUCUGCUUCGACAUCAUCAGCCUACCAGUCCAUGAACAACUCAACUUCCACGUCCACAGGCCUUUCGUCGACACUCAAGCCCGGCUUCAAGCCAGCCGACAAAGCCCUAGUCCACCAAUGGACUCUGCGCCAAUUCUACGAAAACAGCAUGAACCCCUCAGUCGCUCCGAGUGAAGAAGACGAAUACUCGCGCUAUAUCGAGCACCCACUCAACCUCCCCCUAGUUGUCAGCAGCGACAUUCCCACUGCCGACGACCCCAUCGCAAUGGAAUACUACGACUACCUCUCCGUCACCGAAUCUAGCGCCACGCCACCCAAGGACUUUGACGAAGACGGCAUCCAGAUCACACUAUCAGAGCAAGCCCGGCUAGACACCGACGCCGCAUCCGUUCACUCCUUCACUUCGCACCACGCGCGGCCCAUGACGUCUCAAUCCGUCAGCACCCCCUUUUCCCACGCCCCUUCAUAUUCGUACCCCCAAUCAUAUAAUCACCAUCCUCACGUCUACAACGAUGUUCCGCCCACACCUUUGCGUCAGCAUCAUCACCAUCACUAUCCGCUAGUGUCUGGAAGCAAAUUCCAGACACCCGAAGAGGAUAUAGAGGAGUUUGAGGAGUUUCUGCGGGUGAGGGAGAAUCCGCUGGAUGUCGAGAAUGAGGAUACGGGCAAGAAGCGGUAUAAGGCGUAUAGACAGUGGUUGAGGGGUAAGAGCUUUUUCAAGCAGAGUAAGGUGGAUCCGGAGUGGCAGAAUCAGUUGCCUGUUAGGUGA